Molecule: messenger RNA, 660 nt
Organism: Aureococcus anophagefferens
Lineage: Eukaryota; Pelagophyceae; Pelagomonadales; Pelagomonadaceae
Exons: 2
Coding region: 1-660 (219 amino acids)
Source: RefSeq, a predicted model, not a curated record
AUGGCGGCGGAGCCUCCAGGCAGCGGGGCGUGCUGGGAUGGCGUGGUGCGUCUCAUCGUCGUCGGCGACGCCGGCUCCGGGAAGAGCGCGGUCAUCGAGAGCUUCAGCGCCCACCUGCGGGGCGAGCCGCCGCCGCCGCGCCGGGCGAGCCUCGAGGCCGCGCGGCCGGUGGAGGGUCGCGACGCCUUUGCGCCCUGCGCGCCCGGCGACGUGGGCUUCGACGCUCUCGGGCGUCGCGUCUGCCUCCUCGAGAUCCCCGGCGCGCUCGCGGCGCCGGCCGGCGGCGACGCGUUCCUCGCCCUGACGGAGAUGCCGCGCGACCAGGGCAGGACAAGGGUGAUUCAACGCUCGCUCAAGUCCGAGUGCCCCGUUCUGCUCCUGCUCAACGACUGGUUCGGCGGCGGCGGCCGCUGCGCGCUCGCGGACGACGAGAUCACGAGGCGCGUCGACGACCUGGGCAUCAUCGGCUGGCGCAUGUGCGGCUGCGCGCGCGCGGACGACGACGACUCGGUCCUCGACGCGUUCGGCGCGCUCCUCGACUACUGCCACGCGACGGCGCCCCUCCCCGACGAGGUGCGGGCCGAAGACGAGGACGACGACCUCGACCCGAGCCUCAUCUCGUGCUCGAACACGAAUGUCCAGGGCUGCGCGGUUGCGUAG